AGCUCGUUCUGACAAGUCUAACUAAGUCAGCACACACACACACCCAAAGAGUCACACAGAGAAGGAAAGUUAUGAAUUAAUCCACUGCAUAUGUUUUAAGUAUAAUCAUGAGUUUUGAUGUGUUUUAUUGAAUCAUAGGAUUAAGAAACAACGCUGCAUAAUUAAAGCAUUAGAUGAUUGAGUGUUUUUUUUUUACUGAAAGUAUUUUGAUAUGUUGUCUUGCCACAUGAAACUGUCUCUAGGGAACACUUCCUGAAACUAGCAACUGACCGCAGGGUGCAAAAGAUGUGUUGUAAAAAAUGUUGUUUUGCAGGAACUAACAAAGAAGGACGGAGUCAGAUAAACGUGGUUCACGGUGAUUGGUUGCUAAGGAGCAAUACUCCCCAGAGAAAAGGAGGAGUCAGAAGAUGAGAACGACGUCAAAUACUGAAUAAAUAUGUGUGUUUUUGAAUAAUCUGGGUUGUUGGCUUGUGGUGGAGAGAGGAGAACGUCUGACAACCCAGCGCUGUAAACCUUUUACAUCUGAUUAACAAAACUUCAGUUUAGAGUCUUGAAAAGUUUCUCUGCAAAUUUUUGAACAUGCAGGACUGCCUCUAAAGUCCAACAGUGGCUCUUCCUUGAACAUGUAAGGGGAGGCGUGGCCUAGCAAAGUCCGGAGAGAGAGAGACAGGAGACUGGCGGGAAACGUGUUUGUACCUCUGAGUGCAGAUGAGGAAACGAUCGCACUUCAGUCGGAAUUGGAGGCCGUGGAGAAGCAGAUUUCAGGAUCUACUAGAGAAGCAGACACGGCUGCGAGAACGUAAAACGGCGCUGGAACUAUCCCGAGCUGACGCUCGCAAAUCCGCGGUAAGUUUUCAUCGCGAUUUUAAUACUCCUUCCACUUCUACUCCGCGUGUUUCUCUGCACAGAGCCCAGGCUUCGAGAACCCGAUCAGCCCAAAUUAACUUCACUCCUGCACCAGCACACCCACGGCGAAAGGCGCAAGCCAGGACUGCAGCGAUGACCCAACCGCCGCCACUGGUCUUCGAGAUCCCGACCAGGAACAGCUUUGCCGCCCUCUGCGAGACAGAAUGCAACGCUGUGGUCAUCGGAGACUCAAUCGUCCGGAACGUACGCUCUUCCUCCACUAAAGGUAAGGUGCAAACUCAUUGUUUUCCUGGCGCCCGUGUUCUUGAUGUCUCUGCACAGGUACCUGCGAUCCAGAAGGACGAUGCUAAUGUCGGAGCUGUCGUGCUGCACAUGGGGGUGAAUGACGUCAGGAUGCGGCAGUCGGAGAUCCUGAAGAGGGACUUCAGGAGUCUCAUCGAGAUGGUACGCAACGCAUUGCCCACGGCGAGGAUCAUCGUAUCAGGGCCGCUUCCUACCUACCGACGAGGGAAUGAAAAGUUCAGUAGACUAUUUGCUCUAAAUAAAUGGUUGAUGUCAUGGUGUAUUGAACAGAAGCUGCUCUUUGUUGAUAAUUUUGAUCUGUUCUGGGAGCGACCUAGGCUCUUCCACCCUGACGGCCUGCACCCCAGCAGCACCGGAGCGGUUCUUCUGUCUGACAACCAGAGUUCGCAGCACGAUCUGAAUCAUCUGAAGCAGGAUUACUCACUCCUCGUAGCGCGAAACUUAAGAACACGCAGAACACAAAGAGCGUUGGAUGAAGUGGAUAUUAAUCUAUAUCUAUACAAUCAAAACUGCAAAUGUGUCAAAUUGUUUGCCAGCGAUGAUAAAUGCCCGCCAUAUGCGCGCACGACCUGUUCGUCAGACACAGCAACAUGCGCAUUACCUGUCAGACACAGAGACGUGGGCUUGCAGAAAUAUACAUUUGAAGAACAGAAGGAAGAAAACUUGUUGAUGGGCGUGUGGUUCACUGUUUACUGUUUGUUUACAAGGCUCGAUUCUUGCUCCUCUCCUCUUCAAUUGCUCCCACUUGGCCAAAUAAUGAAAAGGUACCAAAUUGCCUACCACAGCUAUGCAGAUGACACUCAGAUCUACCUAGCCCUCUCACCCAAUGACUACAGGCCUAUUGACUCUCUUUGCCAGUGCAUUGAUGAAAUUAACAGCUGGAUGUGUCAAAACUUCCUUCAGUUAAAUAAAAACAAAACUGAAGUCAUUGUUUUUGGUAACAAGGAUGAAACUAACAAGGUAAACACAUACCUUGACUUAAGAGGUCUAAAGACACAAAAUAGGGUAAAAAAUCUUGUCAUUUUAGAGUCUGACCUUAAUUUCAGACAUCAUGUCAAAGCAAUAAGCAAAUCAGCGUACCACCAUCUCAGAAACAGCCAAAAUCAGAUGUUUUGUCUCAAACCAAGAUUUAGAGAAACUAGUCCAUGCUUUCAUUACCAGCAGGGUGGAUUACUGUAAUGGACUCCUUACAGGUCUUCCCGAAAAAGACCACCAGACAGCUGCAGCUCAUACAGAAUGCUGUUGCCAGGAUUCUGAUCAAGUCCAAAAAAUCUGAGCAUAUCACUCCAAUCCUCAGGUCCUUACACUGGUUACCAGUUACUUUUGGAAUUAACUUCAAAGUAUUAUUAAUUGUCUAUAAAUCACUCAAUGGACUAGGACCUAAAUACAUUUCAGAUAUGCUUAUUGAAUAUAAACCAAACAGACUUCUCAGAUCAUUAGGAUCAAGUCAGUUAGAGAUAACAAGGGUUCACUCAAAACAAGGCAAGCCAGUGUUUAGCCAUUACGCCACCCGUAGCUGGAAUCUGCUUCCAGAAGACAUCAGAUGUUCACCAACAGUAGCUACUUUUAAAUCCAGAUUAAAAACACACUUGUUUAGCUGUGCAUUUACAACCUGAGCACUGUGCUGGUUUACAUCAACUGCACUUCUAUUUCUUUUUCUUUUGUUAUUAUUCUUUAUAUAUAUGUAUACACUCACAUUUUUAAUCAAUUUUUAUUGCUGUUUUAUUAUUUCUUAAAAUCUAAACUUGUAUUUGUGAUCUUAAAUCAUUUGCAUUUUAAAGAUACGUCUUAUUUUUCUUUGUCAAUCAUUUUAUGUAAAGCACUUUGUAUUGCCCUUGUGAAUUGCCCUUGCGUAUAGCAAGGCCUUGCCUUGCAAACAUCUGUUGGGACUGAAAAAACACCAAGAAAGCAAAAAAGUACAAGGCGGCAUUUGUCUUUUAUGGAACCAUAUUGGUUGCUAGUUUCAAUUUGAAAUGCAAUCCGCAAAAUGGCAAUGCAGUAUGUCAGUGGUUCCCAAACUGGGGUACGCGUUCCCCCAGGGGUACGCCAGGUGACGGAGGGGAUACGUGAACAAAAUCCUGAAAUCGUCUCGGUUACGUUUGUAACCUCGGUUCCCUGAUGGAGGGAACGAGACGUUGUGUCGAACCGACAGAUGGGGUUCGUCCCUGAGAACCAAUCGCUUCCAACUUCUUAGAAAAGGCCAAUGAAAAUUGGCGAAUGAAAUUUGCAUGCCGGACUCCGCCCCCGGAUAUCCGGGUAUAAAAGGGAGACGGCAUGCCUCAUUCAUUCACCUUAGUUCUGAGGAGCCUGAGACCUCUCACGACUGCUGCAGAGGACAGCACAUGUUGUGGCAAGAGGACACAACGUCUCGUUCCCUCCAUCAGGGUACCGAGGUUACAAACGUAACCGAGAUGUUCCCUUUCUGUCGGUCUCUCAAUGUUGUGUCGAACCGACAGAUGGGGUUCCUAUGGAAAAUGCCAUAACACUGUGCCCUGUCACAAUCUCUAGCGAAGCGACGGUGACUGGCCUGGGCGUGUCAGCCGUGAGCGCUACCUCGAAAUUGUAACCUACGAGUGGGUAGGUAGGGGGUCCCAGAGCUUUCUUGAAAGGUGGGAAGGCCCCCAGCUUCGGCCUCACAGGCGGCGGCCUUGUUUCUCUAACAGCGAGAAGCCGCCCGGAACCGUAAGGCCACUGGGUAAGCGCUACUUCCUCAAGUGGGGGAUGCACUACAGAGACCACUUCCUACCGCAGGGAGGAGUCUAGUGGAGAUACCAACAUGGUCUCACCGAUAGGGGAGAGCUCAUGGGAAGAAAGUGCAGAUUGAAGGAGUUAACCGUGAGGUGGAGGUCCACCUAAGGAGGUCAUGGGUUACCAAGGUGGGAACCAGCAUGAGGAUACAUCAGACGGAACCGCCCUACUGGGGGGUUGCAACGUCUGGUAGCACUAGGUCCGGUUAGAGCUAUGUUGCGAAUAACUCCGGAGAUACCCGGCCUAAGGGGCAGGGCUGCUCUGCCCAGCCCGCCCGCAGAAGGUGCUUGCUAGUGAUGGAUGGAGUGCCUGUUCUUCACCCAGUGGGGGAAGAAGGGAGGCUAGCAGUACGCUGACCCCCUUAGGAGAAAGGGGGGGUACUGUCAUAGGCGUACACCCUACUGGCCGCCGGUCUUGCCUGAUGCCUGCAAGACUCGAGCCGAUACCGGUUUUACGCGGAGGCUGUAGGACCUCGCGAAGGUGAUGGGUGUAGCCCAACCCACAGCUCUGCAGAUGUCUGCCAGAGAGGUGCCUCGAGCCAGUGCCCACGAGGAGGCUGUACUCCGUGUGGAGAGAGCUCUCACCCAGUGGGCGUAGGCGAUCUUAGGACAGGUACGCCAAAGUGAUGGCGUGCAUGAUCCAGUGCACCAAUCUCUGUUUGAGACAGCCCUCCCUGCUGAUCUCCAAAACAGACAAAGAGCUGCUCAGAGCUUCUGCGGCUCUGCGUGCGGUCCAAGCAGAGGCGCAAUGCGCGUACUGGACACAACACGGAUGGGGUUGGGUCUUCCUCCCCGGUGGGGAGCGCCUGUAAGUUCACCACCUGGUGUCUCGGGGGAGUGGUGGGAACUUUGGGCACGUAGCCGGGCCGGGGUCUCAAGAUAGCGUGAGAAUGACCGGGCCCGAGUUCUAGGCUGAUACUUGAUAUCCUCUGUCUGCUCCCUAACUGUCCCUAAAAGUAAUACUGACUUUCUCAGUAUUACUCACCUGUGCAAGGUUCAGCCAGAGGUGUCUCUCCUGGACCACAAGUGUAGACAUCGCCCGACCCAGGGCCCGCGCGAUCACCUUGGUCGCCCAAGAGCGAGGUCGGUGAAGCCGCGGAGUUCCUGCAUAAGCGCUGGGUCGGUCUUACUCUCGUGGAGCUCUCUCCGCGCAUUGGCCUGCAGGAAGGCCAUAGCGUGGAGAGAGGGGACAGCUUGGCCCGCAGCAGAGUAAGCUCUCGACACCUCAGAUGCCGAAAAGCCUACGUGCUUUGGACGGGAGUCUAGGUCGAGCCCCUGGGGGACAUCGACGUAUCCUCUAGCUGCCCCACCAUCGAGGGAAGAAAGGGUGAUGGAACUAGUUGACGUGUACGCGCCGAAGGGGGCGUUCCAGGUCGUACUAGGUUCCUCAUGCACUUCCGGGGGAACAUGGCACUGGGGGCGAGUGCGGCUUGGAGCCGCUCUCAAGCCCGAUGUACCGUGUAUCCAGCCUCGAACGUUGGGAGAGGCAGUGCGGUGCACCGCAACCCAAUGCCGGCAGCCCGGGAAAGCAUGGCUGACAUUUCGACGUCUGCUUCUUCCUGAUCUCGACCCCCCGAGGGAGGGAGCUUCAAGGAAUCGUCGGAGUCUGAUGCCAGUAAGUCACCCUCCGAUGCUGCAAUAGACAUCUCAUCAUCACGUACCGUGUCCGAUACGUGAUUGAGGAAUAAGACGGCGGACCGUCUCAUGGGGAACGGUCAGACGAGCAAGACGAGGUGCGAACGGUCCGCAAGCCAGUGGCUGAUGGAUUAGCGCUCACAAUAAUCCUCAUAUCACCCUCGCUGCUCGCCGUAGCGGGCAGCAGGGCCGUAGUCCUGCCGUCACGGAACGGGAAGCAGACGAGGUGGUGGCUGAGUCCCGUGGGAGCACAGCCACCUGUAACACAACAUCUGAAUCGUCAACCGCCCGCAGUGCAGGCAGGACGUAUCCACAACAUCUGCCCCAGCGUACUGGAAGCAGACAUCGUGUCCGUCCCCCUUCUCGAUGAGUGUGUUGCACCCACGAGGACAUGCCACGCUGGAGAAAUUUCCUCUUUUAGAGAAAAAACUCGAACACUUCUGGAACCGCUGAGACGCCCAGGGUAAGUCGCUGCAGGAAGGGACAGUCCGCUGCACUACGUCGUAGAGCCGGCAGUCUUGUAGCGAAGUCUGUUGAUCAUGAGCGAAGGCUCCGAAGAACAAAAGGUGAAUGAAUGAGGCACGCCGUCUCCCUUUUAUACCCGGAUAUCCGGGGGCAGAGUUCGGCAUGCAAAUUUCAUUCGCCAAUUUUCAUUAAAGGAAAAUUCUUAAGGAAGUUUUGAAAGAUGCUGUAAAAAUUGUGAACUUUAUUAAAGCAAGGCCUUUGAAUUCUCGUUUGUUUUCUGCAUUGUGCAAUGAAAUGGGCAGCGAACACGUCACAUUGUUACUACAUACUGAUGUGCGAUGGCUGUCCAGGGGAAAGUUCUCACACGAUUGUUUGAAUUGAGGGAUGAACUUAAAGCUUUUUUUAUCGACCAUCCCUUUGAAUUGAGUAACCGCUUACAUGACGAAGAGUGGCUUAAAAUAUUGGCCUAUCUGGGUGAUGUUUUUUCCCGUCUGAAUGAGUUGAACAUCGGAUUGCAGGGAGUUGCCACAACCAUAUUUAAUGUAAAGGACAAAACUGAGGCCAUGAUCAGAAAGUUUGCUCUCUGGACUAAUUGCAUUAACGAGAACAACACCGAAGCCUUUUCAUCAUUGCAUGAUUUUUUGCUAGCAAACGAACUCAGCCUUACUAACAGCGUUAAGCGUGACAUAAUGAAACACCUUUCUGAGCUGUCUUCGCAGUUGCGGAAGUACUUUCCCGAGACAGACAAUUCAAACACCUGGAUUCGCAAUCCAUUCUCUGCAAACAGCACAGCGCACAUUCCUGUUUCUGAGCGCGAGUCUCAUUGAAAUCUCUACGAGGGGCGCUUUAAGAAUUGACUUCGCACAAAAUUUACUGACAGACUUCUGGAUAGCUUUGCAUGCAGAGUAUCCUGCCUUAGCCGAUCGCGCUUUGAAAACAUUACUGCCCUUCUCCACAACGUAUCUUUGCGAGAGUGGGUUUUCAGCACUUGCCCACAUAAAGAACAAAUAUCGACACAGACUCUGCAUAGAAAAUGAUUUGAGACUCAGACUUUCUCCGAUACAACCAAACAUCACAGAGUUAUGCAAGUCAUUUCAAGCACAUCCAUCUCAUUAAACAGUGAGUCAUUUAUUUAUAUAUGAGUCAUAUAUCAUUUAUUGUUUGAUAAAAGAAAACUACAUGUAUUUAGAAUGCAAAUAAAAAAAUGUUAGAGACCACAAUUGUGACUGUAAGAAAGGGGGUACGCAGAAUGAUGUUAAAUCCCUGGGGGGUACACCAUUGUAAAAAGUUUGGGAACCACUGCAGUAUGUAAAAUGACAAUGCAAUUGUGUAUUUAAAUAUACAUUUGAAAUAACAUAUGUGCAACAUUAAGUGCAAAAUGAAAAUAAAAAAUAAAUUAUAUCAAUUGCAUUUGACAGUUCCAACACUAGUUUU
Triplophysa rosa is the source of this 7451-nucleotide messenger RNA. RefSeq lists its product as uncharacterized. The transcript has 5 exons. The record is from RefSeq and is a predicted model, not a curated record. The coding region runs from base 709 to 2349 and encodes 546 amino acids. NCBI's taxonomy places the organism in Eukaryota, Metazoa, Chordata, Actinopteri, Cypriniformes, Nemacheilidae.